CUAACAUGGCAUAUGGUAUUAACUGGGAGUUGAUGCGGGGUUGGAUAUUCACCUGCAGAGUUGAAUAACGUCAGUGUUUCCUAUUUGGGAAGCUCGAAUGAGAGCACUUUGUAUAAUAACCACCUUCCUUCUACUACGCUGCUUCGUGUUUUAUAUCCCCUAUAAACCACCAGAUUGACCAAACUCUUCCAUUAAUACUGUUACAACUCAUAAUGUCGAGUUCUUUCGAUGGAAUAUACGAGCCUGGCGUCGUUGAUCCCGGCUUACCAGUGCACAACCCCACGACGCCCUUCUGGCAAUCAUCGCCUCACAAGUUCGCAAACUACAGGUCUACAUGGCCUGACGCUCCAGUAGACGCCGCCAUCAUCGGGUCAGGGAUGACUGGGUCCAAUCUCGCCCGGUGUCUGCUGAAAAUGCGACCAGGUCUGCGAGUGGUCCUCCUCGAAGCGCGAUCGCUCUGUUCUGGCGCAACAGGUCGCAAUGGAGGCCAUAUCAAGACCAUGACAUAUGCCGACUGGGAGAAUCGCAAGCGCGACCUGGGGGUGGAAGAAGCCAUCCGCGUUACCAAAUUCGAGCACAGCCAUCUGCAAGCAAUGGGCGACGCCAUUCGAGACGGCAACAUUGACUGCGAUCUUGCCAUGACAGACGGUGUGGAUGCCUACUACGAUGAAAAGACAUUCGCAAAGGCCGUGGCUAGUCUUGCAGAUAUGCGAACGUACAUUCCUGAAAUUGCCGAUAAAUACAAGGUCUGCACUGAUGUACACCAUCUCCGAACGGAAAUGAAGCUGUCUGACCGCUGCAUUGGUGCCAUCAUCGUCCCCUCUGCUUCGCUGUGGCCGUAUAAGAUGGUGCUGGGUCUGCUGGAACCGAUCAUCAGCGAUGGCACACUCAACGUCCAAACGAACACAACAGUCCUUAAGAUCGAGGAUGGACCGUCUCGCGAAUGCGCCACCAUCCACACCAGCCAAGGGGUGAUCGAAGCACGGAAUGUAGUGCACGCCACGAACGGCUGGCUAGGACAUCUCCUCCACGAGCUACGGCCAUAUGUCUCGCCCGUCCGGGGAAACGUCGUCCACUACGACGCCACCAGCAAUAAAUCCCCCUUCGGCCUAAGCAACCAGUACUCCCUCUGGCUGCGCUACGCAGCAAAGGACUACGACUAUCUCAUCCAGCGAUCCGGCGGGGACAUUGUGGUAGGACGCGCCAACACCGCACGCAAGGCAACAGGCGACGACAGCAGGACAGACCUGGGCCCUAUGGCACAUUUACGCGGAAUGGCAGACGAAGUCGCAAGGACUCCAGUCAAAGGAGCAUCAGCACACAUCUCGCACGCCUGGUCUGGUAUUCUCGCAUUCACGCAGGACACUUCGCCUUUCGUGGGGCGACUGCCCUUUCCCCAGCGAGAGCACCAAUGGGUAUGCGGUGCGUACCAUGGAGUCGGUAUGACCAAGGCGUUUCGUACGGCGGAGAUGUUGGCACAUUUGAUUUUGGACCUUCCUUUGAGUGACGAGUAUCCUCGUUCCAUGUUUUUGACGGACAAACGGUUGGCAGAGCUUGAGAAAUCGCUGGACCAGAAACCGAUCAAAGCGGCGUUGUAGUAUAUCUAGGUUAAAGAACUGAAGCAAAAUAUGGUGAAUAAAGC
Molecule: messenger RNA, 1642 nt
Organism: Aspergillus versicolor CBS 583.65
Lineage: Eukaryota; Fungi; Ascomycota; Eurotiomycetes; Eurotiales; Aspergillaceae
Product: NAD(P)/FAD-dependent oxidoreductase
Exons: 1
Coding region: 213-1598 (461 amino acids)
Cellular component (GO): cytoplasm
Molecular function (GO): oxidoreductase activity
Source: RefSeq, a predicted model, not a curated record